AUGGCGACUCUGGCGCCGCCCUCGAAGGGCCCCAAGCUUGGCAGCAAAAAGCUGCCGCCGCUGCUGAAGCCAGUGGGGCCCCCCCCCAAGAAGCCUCCCCAGGCAUUCUUGGGGGCCCCCAAGCCCAAGGUACCCUCGGGGGGCCCCCCAGUACCCAAAGGGGGCCCCCUGGACGAGCCCGUCUCAAACCCUAUUACCCCUUUAAUAUCCCCCGCGGCCUCUCCCCGGCCUCCGCCGCCGGGGGCCCCCCCCCAGGGGCCCCCAAAGGGCCCCAAGGGGGCCCCGCCGGGGCCCCCAAAGGGCCCCAAGGGGGCCCCCCCGGCUCGGGGGCCCCCCCCGCCUAAGAAGGGGCCCCUGGCCGCGGGGCGGGUCUCUCCGGGGGCCCCCCCGGACACGGGGGCCCCCCAACCCCCGGGGCCCCCACCAGGGUCUGUGCGGCUUCUAGAUAUGCUCAAAAGGAACUUAAAUGCUUCCAAGGGGGCCCCCAAAGGCUUUAAUUCUUCUUCAGAAAUGCAGCAAAGGGUCUUUUUGGGGGACUCCCCAGCCCCCAGCGAGGCCCUCGAGGGGCCCCAGGGGGGCCCCCCUGCAACCCCUACUGCCAGCAGCCCCAGGGGGGGCCCCCCUUCUCCGAGAGACAUUUGGGGCCCCCAGGACCCUUUUGGGGGCCCCCCGGAGUUGGGGGAAACAGCUGCAAGAGAGGAGUACCCUGGGGCCCCCAAGGGGGCCCCCCUGCUCCAAAAACCCAGCGGGGGGCCCCUGGGGCCCCUGGCAGGGGGGCCCCCCCCAGCCACUUCUUCCCUUUUAAGCAGCACUUGGGAAAAAAGGCAAGAAGGGGGCCCCCCUGACUUCUUAGAAUCCAAAACAGAUAAACCCACAGCAGCAGCAGCAGCAGCAGCAGCAGCAGCAGCAGCAGCAGCCAAGGGGGCCCCCGAGGACAACACGAACCCUGCUGCAGCAGACCCAGGGGCCCCCCAGACGGACCCCUAUUCCUCAAUGCUGCAAAACCUUUUUGUCACGGGGGCCCCCGGGGCCCCCGGGGCCCCCGGGGCCCCUGGGGCCCCUGGGGCCCCCGGGGGGCCCCCCUGUCCCAUAUGGGGGCUCAGCAGCAGCUGCUGCUGCCACGGCGGGGGCCUUUUAGUGGCAGCAGCAGCACCUCCAAGCAGCACAUUAAGCUGGGGGGCCCCCUGGGGGGCCCCCUGGGGGGCCCCCCCACUUGCUGCUGGGUACCAGGGAGUUGGGGGCCCCUGUGUCCCGCCUGCUGCUUUAGUUGUGCCCCACAGCUGCUGCGCUGCUGCCCCGCAGCAGCAGCAGCAGCAGCAGCAGCACCACUGCCACCACCACCACCACGGGCAGCAGCAGCAGCAGCAGCAGCAGCCACCCGUCCCCGCAGCGCUUGACGUGAAGCUGAACUUCACAACAGCAGCAGCAGCAGCAGCAGCAGCAGCAGCAGCAAGAGGAACUGAUGAAUAUGAAGACAGCGAUCUAGGUGAGACACCCCGACGAGAGGCCCCGUUGGGGUGUACGUACACCCCACAAGUCGCUGACUCAGAGCUGCUGCUGCUCUGCUGCCUUUCUGCUGCCUUUCUGCUGCUGCACCGUUGCUGCGCUGCUGCUGCUGCUGCGCUGCUGCUGCGCAGACCCCCUGGACCCCCGGCGGUGCGCCCGGCUGCGGCGGAAGCAGCAGCAGCAGCAGCAGCAGCAGCAGCAGCAGCAGCAGCAGGAGCCGCGGUACGUGGCCGUGGGGGGCAGCGGGCAGCUGGGAAUUGUGGGGCCGGGCCACAGCCGGGUGUACGUACACCCCGAGGGCCAGCCGCGGGGCUGUAG
Molecule: messenger RNA, 1824 nt
Organism: Eimeria necatrix
Lineage: Eukaryota; Apicomplexa; Conoidasida; Eucoccidiorida; Eimeriidae
Exons: 1
Coding region: 1-1824 (607 amino acids)
Source: RefSeq, a predicted model, not a curated record